CUUUUCCGGGUCUCGAGGCUGCUGAAACCGAAACCGCUGUGCUGUGGGCGCAGCGCCGAGAUUGAUUCACCUUCACCUGUGCUGCACUCCAGCUGACCCAAGUAGGAAGCCAGACGAGCUGUAAAACAUGAACGGAAGAGUGGAUUAUUUGGUCACUGAGGAAGAGAUCAAUCUUACCAGAGGGCCCUCAGGGCUGGGCUUCAACAUCGUCGGUGGGACAGAUCAGCAGUAUGUCUCCAACGACAGUGGCAUCUACGUCAGCCGCAUCAAAGAAAAUGGGGCUGCGGCCCUGGAUGGGCGGCUCCAGGAGGGUGAUAAGAUCCUUUCGGUAAAUGGCCAAGACCUAAAGAACCUGCUGCACCAGGAUGCUGUAGACCUCUUUCGUAAUGCAGGCUAUGCUGUGUCUCUGAGAGUGCAGCACAGGUUACAGGUGCAGAAUGGACCUAUAGGACAUCGAGGUGAAGGGGACCCAAGUGGUAUUCCCAUAUUUAUGGUGCUGGUGCCAGUGUUUGCCCUCACCAUGAUGGAUCCUGAGCUUGAAAAAAAACUGAAAGAGAAUAAAAUAUCUUUAGAGUCGGAAUAUGAGAAAAUCAAAGACUCCAAGUUUGAUGACUGGAAGAAUAUUCGAGGACCCAGGCCUUGGGAAGAUCCUGACCUCCUCCAAGGAAGAAAUCCAGAAAGCCUUAAGACUAAGACAACUUGACUCUGCUGAUUCUUUUUUCCUUUUUUUUUUUUUUAAAUAAAAAUAUUAUUAACUGGACUUCCUAAUAUAUACUUCUAUCAAGUGGAAAGGAAAUUCCAGGCCCAUGGAAACUUGGAUAUGGGUAAUUUGAUGACAAAUAAUCUUCACUAAAGGUCAUGUACAGGUUUUUAUACUUCCCAGCUAUUCCAUCUGUGGAUGAAAGUAACAAUGUUGGCCACGUAUAUUUUACACCUCGAAAUAAAAAAUGUGAAUACUGCUCCAAAAACAGAGUCACGUAUUCCACUCUCCAACUACCCACAUAUUCCUUUUGCAAUAGCCAUUAGGGCAUCAUUUUGAUAUUUCAUUCUGAUUUCUGAUUCUCUGAUUUCUGAUUCCUAAUGAGGACAGUAGGUCUGGAUCCAAAUUCUCACAGUAAAAUCAAGCAGUAAUUUUCUCUCAUAUCUAUUAGGGAAAGAAAAAUGAUCACAGUCUGCUAAGAGUCUUGAUUUUCUUUGUAAUGCCUCACAUAGUAUGAUAAUCAGUCUCCAAAGCAUCACAUGAUAAUUACAAUGAUACCAUUAACAUGUCAAGGAAAUUAUAUUAUUUAUGGUUGUCAAAAAUUAUGAAGUAGUGUAUGAUUAUAAGCAGAUAUGGCAAAUUUGUUCAGUAAAUCCAUAGAUGACUACAUUUUGAGAAAUACUAAGAUAAUACUAAAAAUUAUGCCUUAGCAUAAUUUGCAUGCAAAAUUGCCCUCUAGUGUUUUUGUUUUGUUUUGAGACAUAGUCUCGCUCUGUUCGCCCAGGCUGGAGUGCAGGGGCACGAUCUCUGCUCACUGCAAGCUCUGCUUCCCGGGUUCACACCAUUCUCCUGCCUCAGCAUCCUGAGUAGCUGGGACUACAGGCACAUGCUGUCACACCCGGCUAAUUUUUUGUAUUUAGUAGAGAUGGGGUUUCACCACGUUAGCCAGGAUGGUCUCCAUCUCCUGACCUUGUGAUCCGCCCACCUCGGCCUCACAAAUUGCUGGGAUUACAGGUGUGAGCCACCACGCCUGGCCGAAAGUUAGUUGUUUUGAACUCAUUUUCUCCUUUUUACCCCUGCCUUUAUCAGCUUCUACCUUCUGGUUUCAUGCUGAGUUCUAGUUGCCUAAAGUCUCCAUUGAAACACUCCUGUUAUAAUUGCCAUAAAAUCAUAAAUCCACUCCCCCUUUCUCCUCCUAGUCAAAAUUUGUAUUCUUUUCAGCAGGUUGGUUUUAAUAAAAAGUAAAUUAAGUUGA
Molecule: messenger RNA, 1955 nt
Organism: Homo sapiens (human)
Lineage: Eukaryota; Metazoa; Chordata; Mammalia; Primates; Hominidae
Gene: SYNJ2BP-COX16
Product: SYNJ2BP-COX16 readthrough
Exons: 6
Coding region: 128-703 (191 amino acids)
Source: RefSeq, marked validated